Molecule: messenger RNA, 1372 nt
Organism: Vigna angularis (adzuki bean)
Lineage: Eukaryota; Viridiplantae; Streptophyta; Magnoliopsida; Fabales; Fabaceae
Exons: 7
Coding region: 210-1142 (310 amino acids)
Cellular component (GO): chloroplast
Molecular function (GO): phosphatase activity
Source: RefSeq, a predicted model, not a curated record
ACAGAUAAAUGAUAAAGAGAAGGAACAGAACAAGAAAAAGGAGUUGUGUUGCGUGCUUUUGUUUGUAUCUAAAUCCAUCGUUAAUCUUCACCCUCGUCAAUUUGUUUUCAUGAAUAGAUCGAUGUUACAUUUAGCGUAGAACGUAGAAUUUCAAUGGCUCUAAAGUAAUUUCAUGAAGUUGACCUAAGCCGAGCUGAGAGUGCUGAAGAAUGAUGCCCAAAUGCUCUGUGCCGCCCCUUCAGUUUCAUACCGUGAACGGUCUCCGACAACUCGCCGAAACGCGCCGUUUCAAGGUAUGGUUGUUGGACCAGUUUGGAGUACUCCACGACGGAAAACAACCUUAUCCAGCUGCUAUUUCGACAUUAGAAAAUAUAGCAAAGACGGGUGCUAAGAUGGUGAUCAUAAGCAACUCCUCAAGACGAUCGUCAACCACCAUUGAAAAAGUGAAGGGUCUUGGCUUUGAUGCCUCUCUUUUUCUGGGGGCCGUCACUAGUGGAGAACUAACUCACCAGUAUUUGCAAAGGAGAGAUGAUCCUUGGUUUGCGGCAUUAGGAAGAUCUUGUAUUCAUUUCACCUGGAAUGGCCGGGGAGCAAUCUCUCUUGAGGGCUUAGACUUGCAAGUUGUGGAGAAUGUUGAAGAAGCUGAAUUUGUUUUGGCUCAUGGUACUGAAGCCUUGGGGAAUGCUGAUGGGAGUGCACGUUCAAUGAAACUUGAAGACCUUGAGAAAAUCUUGGAGCUUUGUGCUUUCAAAGGAAUUCCUAUGGUUGUAGCCAAUCCAGAUUAUGUAACUGUUGAAGCAAGAGACUUACGUGUGAUGCCUGGUACACUGGCAGCUAAAUAUGAAAAGCUUGGGGGUGAAGUAAAAUGGAUGGGAAAACCUGAUGAGAUAAUCUACAAGUCAGCCAUGUCAAUGGCUGGUACAGAUGGCUCUGACUGUAUUGCUGUGGGUGAUUCAUUCCAUCAUGAUAUUAAGGGUGCUAAUGCUGCUGGAAUAGAAUCAGUUUUUAUCACUGGUGGGAUUCACGCUACUGAACUUGGGCUCCAUAGUUUUGGAGAAGUUGCAGAUUCAUCUUCUGUGCAAUCACUUGCUUCCAAAUAUGAAGCUUAUCCAUCUUAUGUGUUGUCAGCUUUCACCUGGUAGAACGUCAUCUCAGGGAAUCUGAGCCACUACUGUUAUAAUUUUAGUAUGAUUUGAAUUGUGACAACACUCUUCAUGUUACAUACAUUUUCUCCAUCACCCUUGCUUAUUAUAUAUGCAGCAGCGGGUUUUUCUUUUUUACAGGACUGAAAAGCAGAUAUCAACUACAACAUUGUGUGCUACAUUGGAAACACACUCCUUAUACAGAUUCAAAAGAACGAUAUUUUUUUUAA